Mauremys mutica (yellowpond turtle) is the source of this 810-nucleotide messenger RNA. RefSeq names its product serine protease 27-like. Gene Ontology annotation, molecular function: serine-type endopeptidase activity. Lineage: Eukaryota; Metazoa; Chordata; Testudines; Geoemydidae. The transcript has 4 exons. The record is from RefSeq and is a predicted model, not a curated record. Gene Ontology annotation, biological process: proteolysis. The coding region runs from base 1 to 810 and encodes 269 amino acids.
AUGGAGGCCUGGAGGAGCACGGAAGGGCAGCUCUGGCCUGUAGUCAAUUCAUCAUAUUGGGUGCAGCUGGGUGAAAACAGGAUUGUCGGUGAGACUCCAACCCAGAGGUUCUCAUCGGUGAAGCGGGUCAUUCUCCAUCCCAAUUACAACAGUAGCACUUUCCUUGCCGACAUCGCUCUGGUGGAGCUGGAGAAGCCAAUUGUCUUCAUGGCCUCCAUCAGCCCCGUGUGUCUGCUCGACGCCUCCGUCCGUGUGCCUGCUGGGGACGCCUGCUGGGUGACUGGCUGGGGGAACAUUCACCCCGAAGCGGCGACCCUGCAGGAGGUGGAGGUGCCCACCGUAGACACCACGAUCUGCAACGAUCGCUUCCGAGUAGGAUUACAAAAGCCUGCGGGUGACAAUCCCAUCAAAGAAGACAUGAUGUGGGCCGGGUCCAUGGAGGGCUAUAAAGGCUUUGCUUCGGGUGACUCCAGGGGACCCCUGGUGUGUGAGGACGACAGGACCUGGUACCUUGCUGGGCUUGUGAGCUGGUCACUGGUGAGAGAAGUGAGUGGGGUACUCACUAUUUUUCCCAGUUACCCUGGGGUCUACAACCGCCCGAAUGCCCAUAACGACUGGAUCCAGGAGAAUGUGCCUGGUGUGAGUUUCACGGUGGUGAACUUCACUCUGAACAGUGCCGGUCCCUCUACCACCAUCACUCCGAGCAGUGUCCAUCCAUCUGCCAUCAUCACUUGGAAAGGUGCUGGUGGUCCCUCUGCCGCAAUCCCCAGGGUCCUUCUCCUCAUUAUGCUUUUGCAGCUGACUCUCUAA